AGUUCUCACUCCCACCCGCCGGCCGCAAUCCCGCGAAAAGCGCAAACCCCUACGCACGCACACGGGCACACGCCGUGCCGCAGCGAUGUCGGCGGCGGGGAAGGUGAAGGCGAAGGCGAGCGGCGGCGGGAGGCGGGGAGGGGCCAAGGACGCCGCCGACCCGCUCCGGUCCGACAAGAGGCGCCGCGAAGUGGACGACGACUCCGACGACGCCGAGCUCGACAGUCACAUGGAGAAGAUCGUGUCGCUGCUCCGCCAUAUCAAGGACAAGGCCCACAAGGAUGGCCAGAAGAAGACCGAGCAAACCCUCUCCAGUGUUGCAACAGAAAUUCAGACUAUCGUGCAGGACACAAAGGGCAAGUUUGAGAAGGAAAGCAGGCAAAAUUUUCUGAAAGCUCUAUCAAAGACUUCAAAAGAGUGUGAAGGUUUACUGAAGAAUGAGUACACUAAGUUUCAAGAAACACAUGAUAAGUUCUGCAAAGAAAAGGCUGCACACAUACAAACUUUCAAAGACCUUUUCUCAAAGUUUGAAAAUGAAAAGGAGAAAUUGCUUGUGCAGUAUGAACUGCAAAGGAAGAAGGAGAAGUCUACUCUGUCUGAACUCGAGAAAACAUUUUCGGAGAAGAUAACUAAUGCAGAAGAAUCUUUGAAGAAGAUGAAGCAGGAUGACAAAUCCAUCGACAAGCUUCGCAAGUCCCUUGGCUCAUUCCUCGACCCAGAUGAUGAGUCUGGAGCAGACGAUGAGUGAAACUGCUAUUUCCAAAUGGUCCGCCUUUUAGAACGCCGUGGAUAGCCUCUGAGAAUAGGCAUAGUAUAUAUCGUUGAUAUCGAGAUAAGUUACAAGGGUCUGUAGAAAUUUGGAACAGGUAUCGUACUGUUAGGUUCCACUUCAUCUGGUUCCAUCAUCUGUUUUAAGCGUAUCAUUAUCAAGAGGCUCAAGAUUGUGUAACCUCUUUGGUCUGAAUUUCCUUCUUAUUGCUACGUAGGAGUAUGUCUUUACCAGUAGCUCGCUAAUUAAAUUCAAUAUAUUUGCAAAUUUACUUGAUGUUCGUUGCAACAAAUUACUCAUGUAUCGGAUUAUAUCAAUAGCAUGCAACUACAACGAAACACAAAUCUUCCUUCUAAUU
Molecule: messenger RNA, 1127 nt
Organism: Oryza brachyantha (malo sina)
Lineage: Eukaryota; Viridiplantae; Streptophyta; Magnoliopsida; Poales; Poaceae
Exons: 8
Coding region: 86-748 (220 amino acids)
Source: RefSeq, a predicted model, not a curated record